Ostreobium quekettii is the source of this 1080-nucleotide messenger RNA. The record is from the annotation of a GenBank genome assembly. Lineage: Eukaryota; Viridiplantae; Chlorophyta; Ulvophyceae; Bryopsidales; Ostreobiaceae.
AUGUCUGUUGUCCUUCAGUCGAAGGUGCAGGGACUGCACAAGGAGAUCAGCGACCUCAAGGCCACUGUGGACAACCUGCAGCUGGAAAACGGUUCGCUGCAGAGCCAGAACGGCAUCCUGCAGAAGGUGUUGGCGAUGAGGGAUGAGCAGAUCAGGGUCAUGCAGGAGAGCAGUAAGAUACUGGAUACAGGCCCAGAUGCUGAUGGCGAAGGGUUGAUGGUGCCACGAACAACAUUGACGCUGUCGGAGUUGCACAAGGGCACUGAGAUGCGAAUAACAGCUGACAUGCUGAAAAAGAUGACGCCGGAAGAAGUCAUAAAGAUUUGGCAGGACUAUGUCACUGAAAUAUCGUCCGUUUUGGUGGAUGCCAACGUCAGUAGUGAGGCGGAAGCACGGAUCGAAAGACUCAUAAAUGAAGUGUGCAUGCUAUGUAUGCGAUUCUCUGUGCUCAACCCAGUUUCCUGCAAGAUCUGGACCACACGGCAGUACCACCUGUCCGAGACGGAGGAGCUCAAACGCUGGCAGUCGGUCAUGACCACUCUUGACAUGAACAAGACACAGAAGCAGGAGAUCGUAGCCUUGAGGAAGAUGCUGCUACAGAAGCUGCAGCAGUUGGUGGAGGAGCGACGGCAGCUGAAUAUGACGAUCCAGACGACGUUGCCCAGCUCCACCGUAGGCCACAGGAUAGACCUGGAGUACCUGAAGGCUAACCAGGCCGUCGUCCGCCUGAAGGAGAUCUUGCGUUCCGAGCACAAUGCCAUGCUCGACUUUGUGGGCACAGUUAUCAAGAAGGUUCUGAAGCCCAUUCAGGUUGCACGUCUGAUGGUCCAGGCUUACCCCUCCAAGCCAGACGUCCUAGCUGUGGCGUCAGCUGUUGCCAUCGACUGCGGGGUGGAUGUCAUGAUGCUCCCCGAGCCCCUCAAGCCCAUACCCUUCCUGCCCUCUGGCGAACCCAACCCAGAAGCCAACCGGCUGGAAGACCACAUGGGGCCGCUGUCCAUGGGCGUGUGCCAAUCCAUUGUCGGUGCAUCGGAAGAUGGUUCGUCAGUGCAAGAUAACAAACAGAAUAUUGUUGUCUAG